CGGUUUAAAUUAUAAAUCUUUGUUGCUAAUUUUUUUUUUUUUUUCAGUUCCGCCAACAAUAAAGGCUGUUAACCAAUUAGUAGGAGCGCCGGUUGAACGGGAAGUAACGUUAGAAUGUAUUGUGGAAGUUUAUCCAAAACCUCUAAACGGAUGGUACCGCAACGAAGGAAAUGUUAAAUUGCACAAUAGCAACAAGUAUAACAUCUCAGAAGCAAUGGUUAAUCUGUACAUGUGGCAUCUUAAUUUGACGAUACGACACCUGACGAAAUCUGACUUUGGAGCUUAUACUUGUUCUAGUGUAAAUGCUCUAGGGAAGAGUGAGGCGCGAAUUCGAUUGCAAGAAUUACGAUUACCGCCCAAGUCGACAACGACGCCAACACCUCACGUGCACACUACCCCGAAGCCGCGUCGGAAGCAGCAGCCCAGCCACAACAAGGGACUGAACGAAGUGGUGCGUGCCAAGGAAACCCAUUUCUCAAAUCAAAUGCAGCAAGAGAACGAUGUAUUCGGCAGCGGGAUUGGUGUGCCCCAAAGCCCCAACGGCGGUGGUGGUGCUGGUGCCGGUGGUAUUGUGGCAAGUGGAAACGUCAACGGCAUGAUAAACGGAGCGGAAGUACAUACGCAAGUUCCAACGCGCAAUGGAUACGAAAAAAUAAAUAAGUCGCCGGGUGCGGUACCAUCGCAUCGUCCGCCGUGGACUUACCCAAGUGCGGGGUCACAGCUGCUUGGCAUAGCAACGACUAAUGCCCAGAUGGCUUUUUUCUGCAUAUUGUCUAUGUAUUUAGUUAAGCUCAUUUAAAAUUAUGAUUCCAACUAAAUCCAACACCAGACUGCAACCAGCAAGGAUGGCAAGGAGCAAGGAUGGCAGUAGGAGAUAGUAGUAGAAGCAGAAGGUACAGUUAACAAUGCACUAUAUUAGCUAUGAAGGGAGAAAAUGAAGUCGGUCUGGUCAAGGCCCAUUUGAGGGUAUCAAUCGUCUGGCCGUCAAGGGGAAGCUUAAUUUGCACUUGUACUUUUUUAAUCUAUCUAUAUAUAUAUCUAUAUGAUAACUUUUCAUAAUGCUAUCGAAACAACUAAUUAAAUCACAUAACAAAGUAUAGUCAAUCAAAAUAGUUUUCAAAAUAUUCUAAAGAA
Messenger RNA from Drosophila navojoa, 1134 nucleotides. It is a transcript of the gene DIP-lambda, whose product is annotated as Dpr-interacting protein lambda. Lineage: Eukaryota; Metazoa; Arthropoda; Insecta; Diptera; Drosophilidae. The record is from RefSeq and is a predicted model, not a curated record. Gene Ontology annotation, cellular component: neuron projection.